CGCGCACGACACGAGUGGAAGAAAGGCGUUGCUUGCACGUUGGGGAAUUGAAAAGGGGUCUUUAUCAAUCAUCAAGAUUUCGCCCAAAAGUAGACAGGAGGAUCGCCCUGCGCUGACGCGCCUGGUCGGCAGGAAGCGCCUCAUCGCCGCCGGGGUGCUGGGAGUCGUCAUGGUGCUCGUGCUGGUCAUCCUCAUUCCGGUGCUGGUCAGCUCUGCCGGAACGUCCGCGCGCUACGAGAUGCUGGGCACCUGCAGAAUGGUGUGCGAUCCCUACGGGACCAAGUCCCCAGCAACGGCCGCAGCGGACACAGUGCGAGACAACAGCCUCAUGCAGUCCCUGCCGACCUUCAUUCAGGGUCCAAAGGGAGAGCCGGGGAGGUCCGGGAAGGUCGGUCCGAGGGGACCCCCUGGAGAGCCGGGACCGCCUGGUCCCCCCGGACCGCCUGGGGAGAAAGGAGACCCCGGACGCCCUGGAUUACCAGGACCCCCUGGGCUGAAUGCGGCGACGGGCGCCAUCAGUGCAGCCACUUACAACACGGUGCCCAAAAUCGCGUUUUACGCCGGUCUGAAGAAGCAGCACGAAGGCUACGAAGUUCUGAAAUUCGACGACGUUGUGACAAACCUCGGCAACCAUUACGACCCCACUACAGGGAAGUUCACCUGCUCCAUCCCGGGGAUUUACUUCUUCAUAUACCACGUGCUAAUGCGCGGUGGAGACGGAACGAGCAUGUGGGCUGACCUCUGUAAAAACAACCAGGUGCGCGCAAGUGCUAUUGCUCAGGAUGCUGACCAGAACUACGACUAUGCCAGCAACAGUGUCGUCCUCCAUCUGGAGCCCGGUGAUGAGAUAUACGUUAAACUGGAUGGAGGGAAGGCACAUGGUGGGAACAAUAACAAAUACAGCACUUUCUCUGGGUUUAUCAUCUAUGCUGACUAGUGGGGUAUCCCACAGCACGCCACAUAAGCCGUUCAUCCCAAUCUGACCAACUCCCAGUCUAAAUCCUUUUUUCACACCCUUCCUCUUCACUUUUCUUGUGCCCGUUUUCCCGCAGAGGGAUAUUUGUUUUGAGGUAAAAUCAUGAAAGGAAAUACCCAGAAUUGGGCUGGCCUCUUGGCUGAACAUAUGAAAAUCAAGGCACACUCAAAAUGGAAAUUGUUUAAAAAAAUCAACCAUGAAGUGAGUCAAAAAGAUGAGUUGAGUCUGCAACCAAAGCUGUUAAUUAUACAAUUAUACUUUGUGUAAAAUCAAAACCUACAUGUUUGUUACUUUUGUAAGAUAUAAUCGGAGUGCAAUAAUCACAGUGAUGAUGAAGACCAAGAUCUCCCAACAUCCCUUUUUUCCCCUCCCAUUUUGACUAAAUGCAGUUUCUGCACAGGAAGCCACUUACAGUGCUCUAGUGCAGCAUGAUGUGGAAGGGAGAGCAUAAAAUUGACGUGUGAUGCUGCAAAUUACGAAGAAGUGCAAUAUAAAUAUACAUAUACUACUGCCAG
Messenger RNA from Scleropages formosus (Asian bonytongue), 1491 nucleotides. RefSeq names its product complement C1q-like protein 3. Gene Ontology annotation, molecular function: protein binding. The record is from RefSeq and is a predicted model, not a curated record. The coding region runs from base 170 to 937 and encodes 255 amino acids. Lineage: Eukaryota; Metazoa; Chordata; Actinopteri; Osteoglossiformes; Osteoglossidae. The transcript is spliced from 3 exons.